UAUAGUUUACAGAGCAGCGGUGAGUGGACACCAACAGCAGAGUUGUAGCCGCGGAGCCGCUAACAGCCUGUUCAUGUAAACAACACUGGAGAAUGUGAAGUUUUCUCUGAUAGACACUCUCCUUCUGUCUCACCAUGACGCAGCCGGCGGAGAAAGCGUAUUACCGCUUUGUGGUGCUGUUCUUCAACUGUCUGCUGACGUUCGGCUCCUACUUCUGCUUCGACAUCCCCAGUGUUUUACAGGAUCAGUUCCAAGGGAACCUAACAUGUCCCAAUGCAACGGUGAUCAAUGGGACAGUGGACUGUGUGGAGGGAUUGGGGAUGAACCCUCAGCAGUACAAUCUUCUGUAUGCCAUCUAUGCUUGGACGAACGCAGUAGUGGUGAUCAUGGCUGGGUUCCUGAUUGACAAAUUAGGAAACCGCUUUGGAGUGUUUUUGUUCUCUUUCCUGUGCGUUCUGGGCUCGUCACUGUUUGCACUGGGCUCCCACUUCAAAGGAACGCCCUACCUGCUGCCGCUCAUGCUCACAGGUCGACUGCUGUUCGGAUCAGGCAAUGGAUCUCUGACCAUUGUUCAGAACCGCAUCACAGCCUUCUGGUUCAAAGGGAAGGAGCUGGCCUUGGCUUUCGGUCUGACCCUGGCUUUCUCUCGCCUGGGGUCAGUCCUGAACUUCUUCCUCACUCAGAGGUUUGAAGAAAGUUAUGGCAUGCAGUGGACACUCUGGGGUGGUACACUGUUGUGUGUGCUGGGCUUUGUGUCUGCUGUUAUAGUCAGUGCCCUGGACAAGAUCGGUAUGAGGCAGCUGGGUCUUGAUGGCACCAUCCAAGAGCAGUCCCGCAAAGUGAGGGUUCAGGAUGUGAAGCUCCUGUCGCUAAGAUACUGGCUGCUGGUUCUCACCAUCAUGUUCUUCUACAACGGCAUCUUUCCGUUCAUCGCAGAUGCAAGUAAAUUCAUUCAGGAUAAGUACAGCGGCUACAGUCAGAAAGAGGCGGCCUAUAUCGCAGGGGCGGUUUACGACAGCUCGCUUGUCCUCUCAGCCAGCGUGGGCAUUCUCAUAGAUUAUGUGGGUCUGCGGGGCAUUUUUGCAGUGGCCUGUGCCGUCCUCACGCUGCCUGUAUUUGGACUCCUGGCCUUCAGCUUUGUCCCUCCUCUCGUCUCCACCAUAUGGCUGGGAGUCACCUACUCCUUUGCUGCUGCAAGCAUGUGGCCGUCUAUUCCCCUCGUGGUGCCUCAGGCCACUCUGGGAACAGCCAUGGGUCUGGCCACCUCCAUACAGAUGAUUGGGAUUGGGGUGUCCAAUCUGAUCGUUGGGCAGAUUUUGGGCACCAAGUCAAGUGAGACUAAAAUCCCAUUGUGGCGCUGGCAGAGGAUGAUGAUCUUCAUGUUGGCCAACACCAUCAGCUGCAUUGUCACCUCAGUGCUGCUCAACAUUGUUGACCACAGACAGGGCGGGACCCUGAAUAAGACAACCAAGAGGUCAGGGCAGGCAGAGAGAGACUCCGACAGAGAGCCGCUCAACCAGGCAGAGGAAGAGCAGAACGAGGAUGAGGAGGAUGAGGCGGUCAGAUCUCAUUCUGUCAACUCUUAAGUUUUAUAGAUAUUUUGCUCAAUUUUGAAUAUUUCUCUUUUUAUAAAUCAGUCACUUUUGUCACAUGUAAUCAUAUCAGGUAAAAAGCUAAAAAAGAGUUUAAAUAGACUAGAAACAGUAAUAAAUGUAUGUGUAUGAUCUGGGGAGAGACAGGGAGAAAAGGCCGCUAUCUGGGCCUUAUUCAAGCAGCACCUGGUGUAAACAUCCUUUAGGCAGGGCCUUGCGGUCGUGGAAUCUCAAAAUAACGGCAUACAGUCAUGAUGUACCAUCAUUGUAUACACCACUACAAGAUCUCUUCAUCAUCUGGAAGGCUUUGAACACUCUUAUGCACACAGGCCUGUUACUAGAACACUUCCAAUAGCACAUAGCUGUAACAUUAGGCCAUUUACAUUAUCCAGUGUGCUCCCCAUUAUUAUACAUCUCUCUUUUCCUUCGUUUGAGGUUUGAAUGGUGCUUUUUCUUUUAUUAGCAUCAUUUCGUUGCGUCCUCUCCUGCAGUGGGACCCAACUGAAGACUUAGCACCACCUACUCUUAUCUUGAUGAACCAACUCCCAAUAUCUGCAAAACAGUAGUGGAUGAAAAAGCACGUCUUUUGCCAAAUUAAAUUUGCACUAGAAUUGCCUUUCUCACCACUAAGCAAGUACACAGCUCCCAGGUCAGACCCUCAAUGAUGUUGACACAAUGGUACUCGAACCUCUCCACCAAGGACCUGUGUAGUUUCUUUCCUGUUUCUUCCCAAUGCCCACUCUGAGUUCCCUAGUCUUGCUGAUGUCGAGGAGUAGGUUGUUGUCCUGACAUCAGCGGGUUUCUACUUUUAUAUUUUUUAAAUGUACCAGUUUCCAAAUUGGACUUUGUUUAUUGCAUGCCUCAUUGAAACCUCACUGCCUUUCCAUACUGUGUCUGUGGUUACUACAGUAGAAAUGCAGCAGUUUAAUGAAUCAGAACAAAUCUUUGUUGAGCAGUAUUUACACCCAAAUAGUAUCAUUAUGUUAUAUAAAGUAUGAACCAGGUAUUACAGGUUUCUUUCAGUUAUACUGGUAAUAAGGGGAAAAAAUAUAAUUCCACAAAAAAAAAAAAAAAAAAAAUCAAAUUGUCUCUUUAAAGGAGGGGUAGACGACAUUCAGAAAAACUCAGUUAGUCUGAGCCAGGAUUGUCUGCACAUGGCUCUCAACAUGGAAGUGGCUGCUAAUGGUGCUAACAGCGCAAUAAGUGCUAACAGCUACAUCAAUGUAGGGGGGUGUGGGCUUUUGCGACAAUGGCGUCCUUCAAAUGUGGGUCGGGACAGUGGUGAGUGACAGCUGUAACUGCCAUACGUGCGAAGUGGAGAGAGGCGGGAUUAGCUAGCCAGUGGGAUGUACACACAGGGACUCACAUGCACUAACAUGCAGCCGAACAGCAACGAACAACGAACAGAGAAAUUCGUAUUAAAACACACACAGAGAGCGUGAUUUCAUUCUCUGCUCAGGACGCCAUUACUCCACUAUAUCUUUACAUGGCAAAUAGUAUGUGUAAAUGUUAUAUACAGAACCUUUAACCUUUCAAUUGUACUGCCGUUACUGACUGUGUCAAUCUUUCUGAGGUCACUAAAUAAUUUUAAAGCCAUGUUAAAAAAUG
Molecule: messenger RNA, 3200 nt
Organism: Epinephelus fuscoguttatus (brown-marbled grouper)
Lineage: Eukaryota; Metazoa; Chordata; Actinopteri; Perciformes; Serranidae
Gene: mfsd1l
Product: major facilitator superfamily domain containing 1-like
Exons: 13
Coding region: 135-1586 (483 amino acids)
Biological process (GO): transmembrane transport
Molecular function (GO): transmembrane transporter activity
Source: RefSeq, a predicted model, not a curated record